Cajanus cajan (pigeon pea) is the source of this 562-nucleotide messenger RNA. Its product is annotated as basic blue protein. Gene Ontology annotation, cellular component: plasma membrane. Gene Ontology annotation, molecular function: electron transfer activity. The record is from RefSeq and is a predicted model, not a curated record. Lineage: Eukaryota; Viridiplantae; Streptophyta; Magnoliopsida; Fabales; Fabaceae.
ACAACAAAGUGUCUUUAGUUUUAUGCUUUUCUCAAUCUUUACCAUUAUAUUGCAAUUAAAAACAUGAGCAUGGGAAGAGGCAGUGCAAUUGUAGCUCUUACACUAUCAUUUUGGUUGCUAAUUCACUUUGAGAUGGCUCAUUCAGCCACCUACACAGUUGGAGGUGCAAAUGGUUGGACCUUCAACACGGUGGGUUGGCCCAAAGGGAAGCGAUUUAGGGCUGGUGAUACACUUGUUUUUAACUACAGCCCUGGGGCUCACAAUGUGGUGGCUGUGAAUAAAGGUGGUUACAAUGCAUGCAAGACACCAAAAGGUGCCAAAAUCUAUAAAUCAGGGAGUGAUCAGAUCAAACUUGUGAAGGGACAGAACUACUUCAUCUGCAAUUUCGUUGGUCACUGCCAAUCUGGAACCAAAAUUGCCAUUAAUGCUGUCUGAUUUAAUGCAUUUCACUUUGGACAAAAUGCACUAUUAUAUGUGUUUUUUCUAUCAAGGAUUUAGCUCGGUUGGUUAAACAUGCUACAUGAGUGGUGUAAAAUUUUAUUGAUACCGUGUUCGAAUCUUA